Molecule: messenger RNA, 4104 nt
Organism: Darwinula stevensoni
Lineage: Eukaryota; Metazoa; Arthropoda; Ostracoda; Podocopida; Darwinulidae
Source: the annotation of a GenBank genome assembly
AUGGGCGUGCUGUGGAUCGAGGGAGAUCAGCGUGGAGCUGAUGGACGUUCUACGCACGUCAGCCAAACACUUCACCUAGAGUCCCUUGUUGCAGGGGAGGACGUGGACUCAAGUUCUAUUUCAGUGGAUGAGACAAUGUCUGGAAGCAUUAAUGCAGAUGCAGAAAGUGAGACACAGAUACUUGGAUUGAGAAAAAGAGGAGGAGAAAGAAGAGUAUACACAGAAGGAGAACUUCGAGAUGAUCUUCGCUUUUACUUCAUGAACCCAUUGGAGAAAUGGAGGGCCAGGAAGAAGUUCCCCUUCAAGCUCAUUAUUCAGCUCAUCAAAAUCGUCUUGGUUACUUUACAGUUGGUCCUGUUCUCCCGCUAUCGCUACUCUCAUGUGAACUAUGUGGAGGACAUGCAAACGACGUUGAGGAGCAUAUUUUUACGUGACUGGGGGCCAGAACGAGAGAGUGUUGUCUAUCCUCCAGGCCAAGGACCUCUUUCUAUCUACACAAAGACUGAUUUUUUCUCUUAUCUUGAACAUGCAGUCAAUGCUAUUGAAGAGUAUGGCUUCAGCAUGAACAAAACAUUUCUUCUCACCACUGGAUAUCGUGCACCUCAUGCCUUCACCAUCAGACUUAAUUGCUUGAAGAUUAUUCCAUCAGAUGAUAUUAACCCUGAACCCAAUGCAUCAUGGCCGAAAGAGAAAGUGCCUUCUGGCAAUUUCCGUGCAGUGCCAUUUCUUGAAGACAAUGACAUGAGCAUCAGUUUUGAUGCACUGGUGAAAGUUGAACUGAUAUUUUACCUGAAGACAGUCAACUUCCGUGCUGAUACCCCUCUCCAAGUUCCAGAAUGCUACAAGUUGAAAGGCUUGGUGCUGUUUGAUAAUGCCGACCAUGAUGGUCAAAUGAUAAUAUCCCUCUACCUAACGCCUGAAAAAUUGGUCUGCCGAGGUGAAACUUCUUAUGUUGAUCAUGGAAUUGAAGCAGAAGUGGGAAGGGCCGUUCUGAACAUUGUCAUUAUGCUUUUCUGCCUGUGUUCCUUCAUUCUCUGUAUACGUGCCAUUGUAAGAGCACAGAAGCUGAAAUGUGAAACAAUGCUUUUUUUUGAGAAUGAAAUGGAUGAGAAGUUGGAGUGGAGUGACCAGUUGGAGUUCCUCAAUCUUUGGUACAUCAUGAUCAUUGUCAAUGACUUCCUCAUCAUCAUUGGUUCCCUUUUCAAACAACUGAUUGAAACAAGGGCAAGUAGGAUUGAGGGAGACUUGUGGAAUGUGUGUGCUGUGAUGUUGGGGACAGGAAAUCUCCUGGUUUGGAUUGGGGUACUCCGAUAUCUUGGUCUCUUCCAAAAAUACAAUAUUUUGAUCCUGACCUUGAAGAGGGCUCUUCCAAAUGUCAUGCGUUUCCUCCUUUGUGUCCUCCUCAUAUAUUUUGGCUUUGUCCUUUGUGGCUGGCUGGUCCUGGGGCCAUAUCAUAUCAAGUUUGCAACUAUAUACAAGACAGCUGAGUGCCUGUUUGCCCUCAUGAAUGGAGAUGACAUGUUUGCAUCCUUCUGGGUUUUGAGGGAAGAAUCACCAUUGGUUUUCUGGUAUCUCCGAAUCUAUCUCUACUCCUUCAUCACCCUCUUCAUCUAUUGCAUCCUCAGUCUCUUUAUAGGCAUCAUCCUUGAUGCCUAUGAAACAGUAAAAAUGUUUUAUGAAGAAGGCUUCCCCCAGUCAAAGCUGGAAAAGUUCAUUUAUGCAUCUGAAGAGGAUGGUCACAUUGGAAUGGCUGCUGAAACAUCUUGGGGACACUGCUGUCAUAGGUGUCCGUUCCAGUCUCCAAAUCGGCAACCGGCACUCAUUUACUCCUUUGAACUGAAUAGCGCCAUCGUUAACAAUGCUACAGAGAUCCAGAAAAAAAUUGUUGGCAAAAAAGUGUCACAUGAUGGCAGACCUACUGAGUCAGAUCAAGAAGAUCUGCCAUAUGUAGUCAUCAUACCUGGAAAUCCUGGUUGUAUCACAUAUUACUGGGCAUUUUGUGAAGAGCUGGAGAAGCAGCUAGAGGGAAAAGUGCACAUUGUUGCAGUUGAUCAUGCAGGACAUGAUAUCCCUGCCACCUGGUAUGAUGCCUUUAAAGGUGCCUGGAAUCCAUAUGGCCUGGAAGACCAGAUCCUCCAUAAGCAAGUGUUUCUCAAGGAGUUCUUACCCAAAAAUGCUAGCAUAAUCUUCGUUGGCCAUUCCAUUGGCUCAUAUGUGAUUUUGGAGCUCAUGAAACGUAUGGGAGUUGCUCUCCAUGUCCAAAAAGCAUAUCUCUUGUUCUCCACAGUUGAACGAAUGCAUGACACACCAAAUGGGAAAAAGCUGGGUGUAACUUUCCAUUAUUUCCGUUGGCUCCUGGUCUUUCUUGCCUUUCUCUUCACAUUGUUGCCUUCAUCAUUCCAAUCAUUCUGUAUUAGGAAAUAUUUUUCCAAGAAAAAGAUUAGUCCAUGGAGUUUGACUGCAACGGAACGCAUUGCCCGACCAUCUGCAGUGAGCAACAUCGUUUUCAUGGCUGACACUGAACUUCAAUGUGUCCGUGAACUGGAUCGUGACACGGUUAUGAAACACAAGACUCGUCUCCUCUUCUACUAUGGAGCACGGGAUCCAUGGUGCCCGAAGCGGUUCUAUUAUGACAUGAAGAUGAGCAUCCCUGGUGUUCAAGCACAGCUGUGCAAUAAGGGCUUCCCUCAUGCCUUCGUUUUGAAGCAUAGUGAACGAGUUGCAGAGAUGUGUGCUUCCUGGAUCAAGGACUUCCUGAUGCCUAGGCAAGACAAGUUGACUCAGGCAGAAUCCAUGGCUGAAACUGUGAAAAAAAUUGAAGAGUCACUGUAGCAAGUCUUCUCUCAAUGUAUUGAAAAGGGCCUCUGAACCAGAACCUGUCUACAUAUACUUCAUUAUAGAUUGAAGUAACUUGGAUGCCUCUUCACACGAAUGGUCCAUUCUAAAUACGCACAAUGCAAGUAGAAUGGGGUAGUAGCAUACUGGCCUAUCUUUUCAGGAAUAUAUCAAUGCUGAAAACUGCCACAUAGCUGGCACACACUACUCAUACAUUAUCCGUGGCAGUUAAAUGCAUCAGGCAUGAGACUGCUUACUGCCAGAUGAUGCUCAAAAUGAUGGAGUUGGCAACUAUUACUUUCUAUUUAUUGGCAAAAAUUCCUUAAUGAAUGGAUUUUUUUUUAGUGGGUCGAUCACAUUUACAAAACUGCUUUGUUUAUUCUUUAUUUCCCCUCCCCCUUCCCUUCCCUUCCCUUCCCUUUCAUUGGGAAGCCUUUUUCGCUUCAUGAAAUUACAAUGGAAUUUGUCAUUUCACAUUCUUGGUGAUAGUUAUUUUUUAUCAAUUUUGAAUUCCUUUUGGAUUUGAAGGUAGUCUUAUCACAUUAACAUUUGCACCAUUGAGAUAUUGCCAUUUUGUGGCUAUUUUCACCCAUUUAUCAGGUAGGGUCCUGUAGAAAUUCUUAUUGAAAGCCUCUUUUCCCACAUUAUUGCUUUCAAUUACACUAUCGGUUUUUUUGGGAGUUUUAUUGGGAAUUUUUGUGGCGUUGGAUAGUUUAUUAAAAUCAAUAUGCAUGGUGUUAUUUCAGGAAGUCUUUCACCUAGAAGAUUAGUUCAAGACAUCUGGAUGCAGUAUUUCUCAAUUGUCUUGAAGUUACUUGUGUCAUUAUCAUAAUGUUAGGACUUUAAUAUUUUUCCUUUGUAAGUCAUAUCACUCUCAGUAACAUGGGCUAUACAGCCAGCAAGUUUGCAUCACCAGUUGAUGAAGGGCAGUUCAAAGCCAUCGUUCUUUCAUCCUUCCAUCAGGGUAAUUGCAUGAUAUGUUGGUAUUAGUAAUGAUGCAAUUGAUUUGAUGGGGACAGUUAGCAGAUCAGAAUUCCUAUUUGCCUAAUGGUGUAAUUUACUCCUGUAUAUUAUAUAGACACUGAAAUGCUGGGAAGUUGGACUGUCAGUUUCUCAUGUUCAAUCAGCAGUGAUGGUGUCACUUGAGGAGUGUUGCAUCUGGGGUGCCUGUCCUGGUUCCACAUGUUUUUCGUUUUUACUUUCAUUCAUAUUUUGUUCAUGCAGGGCUUUCAUAUUAUUUCCUCUGCUCUAUUUGUACCAUUAUUGCAU